CCCACCAUGGCUUUUAAUGCAUUUCCAACUAUCGAUCAAUGUGCAUCAGUAGGUCGAGAAAAGCACACGGUGGUUGCCGAUAUGGACGGAACCUUGCUCAGAGGACGUAGCUCUUUCCCUUACUUUGCACUAGUUGCAUACGAAGUUGGUGGGGUUUUGAGGCUCCUUUUCUUGCUAUUAGCUUCACCAAUCGCUGGUCUUCUGUAUUACUUUGUUUCAGAAUCAGCGGGAAUCCAAGUUCUUAUCUUUUCCUCAUUUGCUGGAAUGAAGGUGAGUGAUAUUGAGUCAGUAGCACGUGCGGUACUGCCGAAAUUUUACUCUAGUGAUAUCCAUCCUGAGUCGUGGCGCGUGUUUUCUUCGUGUGGGAAACGGUGUGUUCUAACGGCGAAUCCCAGGAUAAUGGUAGAAGCAUUUCUGAAAGAUUUAUUGGGAGUUGACAUGGUUGUGGGCACCGAGAUUGCCACCUAUAGAGGUAGAGCAACUGGGUUUGUUCGUCGUCCUGGGGUACUGGUGGGAGAUAAAAAGGCUGAUGGUCUUCGGAAGGCGUUUGGAGAGGCACAACCAGAGAUUGGACUGGGUGAUAGGCACACUGAUUUUCCCUUCAUGGCUAUGUGCAAGGAAGGCUACAUUGUGCCACCCAAACCACACGUUAGGGCAUUUCCAAGCAAGAAGCUCCCGAAACCAAUAAUCUUCCACGAUGGUCGCCUAGUCCAAAAGCCAACACCACUCAUGGCGCUGCUUAUCGUUCUCUGGGUCCCCAUCGGCUUCAUCUUAGCUUGCUUACGUAUCGCCGCCGGUGCCCUCCUCCCAAUGCCACUGGUUUAUUACGCUUUCUGGGCACUCGGCGUUCGUGUCACCGUCAAAGGCACCCCACCUCCCCCGGCCAAGAAAUCAACAGGUCAAUCCGGCGUCCUCUUCGUUUGCUCCCACAGAACUUUACUCGACCCAAUAUUCCUCUCCACAGCUCUCGGCCGUCCCAUUCCCGCAGUCACCUACUCAGUGUCGAGACUCUCAGAAUUCAUUUCACCCAUCAAAACCGUCAGGCUUACACGAGACCGAGCCAAUGAUGCCUCCAUGAUAAAGAAGCUACUCGAAGAAGGUGACUUAGCCAUAUGCCCCGAGGGAACCACCUGUAGGGAACCGUUUCUCUUGAGGUUUUCAGCAUUGUUUGCAGAACUAACGGACCAGCUUGUGCCGGUGGCGAUGGUUAACCGGAUGAGCAUGUUUCACGGAACCGCGGCUCGGGGGUGGAAAGGGAUGGACCCGUUUUACUUCUUCAUGAACCCUAGCCCAGCUUAUGAAGUAACGUUCUUGAAUAAGUUGCCAUUGGAGCUAACGUGCGGUUCAGGGAAGUCUAGCCAUGAGGUGGCAAAUUACAUUCAGAGAGUGAUUGCUGCAACUCUUUCGUAUGAAUGCACGAACUUUACGAGGAAGGAUAAGUACAAGGCUCUUGCUGGGAACGAUGGAACUGUGGUUGGGAAACCUUCGUAUACACCCAACAAAGUAAUGGGAUGCUGAUUUUCGAGUUUUAAAUG
Pistacia vera is the source of this 1535-nucleotide messenger RNA. Its product is annotated as glycerol-3-phosphate acyltransferase RAM2-like. NCBI's taxonomy places the organism in Eukaryota, Viridiplantae, Streptophyta, Magnoliopsida, Sapindales, Anacardiaceae. Gene Ontology annotation, molecular function: glycerol-3-phosphate 2-O-acyltransferase activity; phosphatase activity. Gene Ontology annotation, biological process: cutin biosynthetic process. The transcript is spliced from 2 exons. Gene Ontology annotation, cellular component: membrane. The coding region runs from base 7 to 1518 and encodes 503 amino acids. The record is from RefSeq and is a predicted model, not a curated record.